AGCAAAUAUUGUAACACUUCAAUGUUUUUUUUCCUUGACUAAUUUUCUAUGUUUUCUUGAAAAUCAAUUUCCUCAAUUCAAUAAUGAUUUUAAUGAAUUUAGAUUAUAUAAAUUUAAAUACAUGGAGAUAGUGAAUAAUAUAGUUUCAGAACUCAAAGCUGAUGUAAACCAACUGAAUAAUGAAGCAUUUGUUAAUGUGUGUUCAUUAUUUCAUAAACAAUUGCAAUUGGUUGAUGGUAUAAUAGUAGAUGAUUUAAUGAAUCACAAAACAAAUAAAGUUAUCUUGAGUGAACUUUAUAAUUUAAGUAAAUUGAAUGAUACAAAUACUAUGUAUCAAGUGUUAAAUUAUGAUAAUCUCACAAAAGAACAAAAACUAAGUAUUCAAGCAAUUAAGGCAUUAUUACAGACUUGCUUGUUCAAAGGUGAAUAUGGUUAUCAAAAAUGUUUAUUAGAAACAAUAGUAGAAGACUUAAAUGAAUUAGAAGGUUCAAUUUGUCAAUCAUAUGCCUACUUCAAAUUUACCAAUUUCCUUCAUAUAGCUUUCAGUUUGGAAAAUUUAACAAUAGAUUUGAUAGUCAAAAUGAAUAAGUUUAUUAAGCAACUAGCCAAAUCUUGGUGUUCUCGUCAAGAAGGUUUUAUCCAAAUAACUCAACUUUUAAGUGAUGCACUUGAARUAACUACUAAAAAUAAAUUAGAUAAAGUUUGCACUACUAAUCUACUUAUGUUAAUUUGGUCAUUACAAAAAAUAACUACUACCGAAAAUUGUGGACCAAAAAUGGUUUGUGCUUUUGUUGACUUACUUGGACAUUUUGCAUCUAAAAAUAAUGGAAGUUUUGGUUCGACUUGGAAUAUUGAUACUAAUGUGGUACAACCCAUGAGUCCAAAAAAUAUAUUGUUUUAUCUAGACAGUCCAUUUUUUCAGGUGAGAACUGCUGCUAUUAGAUGUAUGAAAGUAAUGUGUGAUGUUUAUGAAAAUAUUCCAAAUACAUAUAUAAUAUGCUAUGAAGAAAUGUUUGACAUUAUAUUACAUAAACUACAAGAAGGAUUUAUUGUUGAUUACGAUAUAUGUGAAGAAGAACGUGAAGACGAGUAUACCAAUAGAAUUUCUACUUAUUUAUUAUGCAUGCAAUCAUUAAUAACGUCAAGUGUUAAGUUUCGAAAAAAAUGUUUAUUCGAAGUUCUUCAAACAGUUAAUAUUAAACAAAUUAACCUAGAUUUGGUGAUUAAUCUGUUAGAAUGUGUAAAAACCAAAUUAGAAAUGAAAUCAUAUAUGGAGUUAUUAGAAAAUAAUUUAAAAUUUUUAGUAUGGGAGUGGCAUUUGAAGUAUUCUACUUUUAAAGAAUUUCCAGUUAAAUUGUUUUCUUGCACAACAAUAGAACAAUUCUCUAAAAAAUACCCUUUAGAAACCAUCCCUAUUUUAGUAAUCAAAAAUGACUUGGAUAUUUUAAAUUCCAUAGGUGUUCUCUGUGAUUUAAUUGAAGAAAACUUUCCUGUUAUAUUUUCAUAUUUGUUGGCUAUUAAUUUAGUAGAGGUACCAUUACUUAAUCAUGAUGCAAUUAAAAAUCUCAUUAAAAAUCAAUUGGGUGAAAUGCAUUUUAAUGAACUAAUAAGGUUCCAGUACUCAGAUAUAAUAUUACAAUUUAUCCAAAUGGUUGUCAUAAAUACUGAGCAGCCAAUUGUUCCAAUACAAAUUAGCAGCGAUCAGUUUCUGAUUUUAAUUAAUAUUUUUCAAGAGACAUAUGUAAGAAGUAACAAUCCUUUUUUUACUCACAUGGCUACAAAAAAACCCAAUUGUAUUCAAAUAAUUGUUCACAUAUUGUAUGUGAAUAUUUUCAAAACUUUAACAUCAGAAUUAUGGUAUCAGUCAUUUUUCCAGUAUACAAUUUUUAUGAAGGCUCUUAUCGGUCAAUUAUUAGAUUCUAAUCAAAUAGAUGAAUUUUCUCAUUUUCUAAUUAAUCAAUCUGUACAGUCAAUUAUCACUUUAUUAAACCAAAAAAAAUGUGAAAUGCAUUAUUAUGCUAUAGAAUAUUUAGAAUGGUUAUUUAUUAAUCGAAGAUGCAUUUUAAAAUUUAAAAUUAGUCAAAUUGGAUCUCUGACAUCAACUCUACGAAUAUUGACUAAAAAGCAACAUUCCUUAAAAGAAAAAUUAUUACGUCUAUUAAAUAUUCUUGAAAACUUCAGUAAUCAAGUUAUUGAUUGUGAAACAAAUAAAGAAAAUAAAACAACACUACAUAAAGAUAUCAAUUCUUUUCUUUCUCAACAAAAUGAAAACACUAACAUAGUUCAAUCUUUACAAUGUUUAAGACAAAAGCUACAAACAAAUGAAAAAGAACUUCAAUGUAUGUACCAAGAACUGUUAAAUAUGCGUGGUUUUUCAGAAGAUUGCGUUAAAAGCAUUUUACAUUGCUUAAUUUGUACACUAAUAAAGCUUACAAAAUGUGAUGAAUUUGAAAUUCAAAUCUUAGCUGCCAGUUGUUUGGGUAUAUUAGGUCCAGCUGAUUUAACUACCUUAAUACUGCAACCAGAACCUGAAGUAUUGAGAUUAGAAUGCCAUAUAUCUCUAGAAUACUCAUUUAUAAAGCAUAUAGUUGAAUUGGUUUUAAAUUACUUAAAUGACGAUAAUGUUUCAGUUUUGGAAUCAAGUAAUAUGACCUUAUUUCAAAUUAUGGCAACUCGUGAAGGAAAAAGUUUAUAUGAUGAAUUAGGUGCAAAGGUUUUAUACCCAUUUAAACAUGAAUAUUCUCAAAUAGUAGAAUUGGAUGUUGAAUUAUCAUUUAAUAUUCAACAAUUUAAUCUACUUAUUGAUAAAAAUGAAAUCUGGUGUCCAAUAGAUGAAUCCAUCUCAUACAAUAAUUGGAUUACAAACAUUACAAAACAUUUAUUGGAAACACUUGAAGGCUUUUGCAAAAGUUUAUUGCCUAUUGCCGAAAAUAAACCUGUCUUUUGUGAAAACAUUUUACCACAUCUAGUUUAUUUCCUUCUUGAAUACAAACCAUUGACACGGCCUGUAUUAAAUAAACAUUUGAACUUUUUUUUUCUUAAACAUUAUAAAUUGAAAACAGAAAAAAAAAGUGAAAAGAUAAAUGGAAAUUCUUAUCAAGUUUAUGAUGCCGUUGAAAAUAAUAUUUAUCAUAACAAAUCAGCUGUACAAUGUCUUCUAAGCAUCAUUAAUUUUAUUAGACUUCAACAAAACAAUCCUUUACAAACAAUUUUAGAUAUAGAUUACUUAUAUGUAUCCCAAGCAGCUCAAUUUUGCUCUGCAUAUUUUACUUCUAUCCAAUAUUUAGAGCUAUGGUGUGAAACUAAAUUUAAAAAAAUGAACAAAGUUAAAGAGUCAAUGGUAUUUAAUCCUGUGGAUGUGAUCACAGAAAUAUUACCAGAAGAAGGACUUUUGUUGCAAUCAAUUCUCAAUGAAUCUUAUAAAAGUAUUGGCGAUUCUGAUGCAAUUGAAGGUUGUGGUUCUAGUUAUUUGUUAAAUAUUUCCUCUCGUACACAAUACUAUCAACAACUCAGAAAAUGGGAUCGUGUUAUGGAGAAUUGUGAUUUACAGCAGACCACAGGAGUCAUUUCCAAAGAUUAUUUAGAAGCAUUUUCAAACUCUGGAUUACAAAAUGUUGCUCACAUAUUGGCUUCCAACAAUGAUAGUUUAAAAUAUGACUAUUGUUGGCAAUUAAAUAAAUGGGAUUUACCAGAUUGUGGUGACAAAUCUUUUGAAUCAUUGCAUUAUCAUGCUUUACGACAUGUGCAUCUAAACAAUUUAAAUAGGGCAAUUCCCAUGAUUAAUGAAGCGAGAUUAGUAGUUAUUGAGUCUCUAUAUUGUGCAAGUCUUGAAUCGACAGCAACAGUUUAUACUCCAUUAGCCAAGCUUAAAAUAAUUGAAGACCUUGAUGAUUUUAUCUCUACAUCAGAUAAAAAUAAAUUAUUUUGCAACUGGUUAAAUCAAAAAACUUUAAGAACUAAUGAUUUUGAAAACAUCAAUAAAAUACUUUCUCAACGUUGUAAGUUAUUGGAUUUUGUUGGUGAUGAAAGAUCAGGCAUACUAAGAAUGAAAAUAGCAGAGCUAGCACAACAAAAUGAUUGGUUACUAGAAUCUGGAAGACAUUUAGCAACAGUUGCUACCUUAAGCAUUUACCAUAAACAUACAAUUUUAUGGGCAAAGGUGGAGGAGACUAGACUUUUAUGGAAAAGAAAUGACUGUCAUAUGGCAAGAGUUUUAUUAAAAUUUGUUGUUGAAGAACUUGAAAAUUAUGAUUAUCCUUUCUUAUAUUCUUUAGCAUUACAACUUUAUGGUUCUUGGAUGGAAGAAACAAAAUCAGAAACAUCAAAUGAUAUUAUAAAAAAAUAUUUCCAAAAGUCUAUCAAAAAAUUAGAAUUGGAAUCAAAUAAUAAAGAAGAAUUUGGAUUGGAUUGUAAAAAAGUACUGUCAGAUGCUUAUAAACAUUUAUCCCAAUUUACGGAUACAUUAUAUCAACAACUAUACAAAUAUAUUAAAACAGAUGAUUUUCAAAAACGUAUGCUUGAAAUUGAAGACAAUAUAACUAAAGGAAAAGCAUUGGUUGAAUUAGGAAAAUCAACCAAUAACAAAGAAAAAAGUAAGGCUGGUUUUUUUUUGAUUUCACAAAGUACAAUUGAUAAAAGAGAUAUAAGUAACAAAAACGAGGAGAAGAAUAAAUAUUUGAAACUAACAUUGCAAAACUAUUUGCAAUUGAUGACAUUAGAUGAUGAAAGCAAACUUCCUAUUUAUAGAAUUGUAUCUUUAUGGUUAGAAAAUAAAGGAAAUAACGAAAUAAAUGAUAUUAUUUACCAAGGAUUUAAAAAAAAUCCUUCAUAUAAAUUUAUCUUGGUUCUUCCUCAAUUGGUUGCUCAUUUAAAUUGCACGUCUGAACACUCUUUUCAUAAAUCUUUGGAAAAAAUCAUAAAUUGUUGUGCAUUGGACCACCCAUUUCAAACCAUCCCGAUUGUUUAUGCUGUCGCAAAUACAAAUAUAGAUCAUAAGUUUAAUCAAUGUGAACCAUCUUUUAAUGAUGAAGAAGAAUCUAGAGUAUUAGCUGCUAAACGUUUAAUGUUAAAUUGGAAAAAAGAUAAAAACAUUAGUUUUAUUGUGAUAAAUACAGAAAAAUUAUAUGAAGCAUUUAUACAAUUAGCUUAUACAAAAUUUUCUUGUUCACAUGACCAACGAAUUACAAUUCCUAAUGAACAACCUCUAAUGAAAAUACAAAACUCAGAAUUUUAUAUGUAUCCUACAGCAACAUUGCCACUAAACAAACUUGGUGACUAUUCAAACAUUAUAAGUAUUGUUAGAUUUGAAAAUUCAUUUUUAAAUUGUGGUGGAGUACAUGAACCAAAAAAAAUUGAUUGUUUGUGUUCUGAUGGUAUUCAAAGAUCACUUUUAUUAAAGGGUAAUGAAGACAUGCAUCAAGAUGCAAUUAUGCAACAAGUAUUCGUAUUAAUGAAUAAAUUACUAAAUUCUAAUAAAUCUACAGCUAAGAGAAAAUUGACCAUAAGAACUUAUAAAGUGAUCCCAUUUUCACAACAGAGUGGAAUUGCUGAAUGGUGUGUAAACACAAUGUCUCUUUCUAACUACUUAACAGGRAAAAAUUUGAUUACAGGUGCCCAUCAAAAAUAUAGGCCAGAAGACAUAACACCAGCAGAGGCUAGAAAUAUUCUUAAAUCGUCUCAGGUAAAAAGAGAUUGUGAAUUGACUAAACAAAAAAUAUAUUUGGAAAUUUGUAAGAAAUUAAAACCAGUAUUUCGAUAUUAUUUCUUUGAGAAAUUCUUAUCACCUUCAAUUUGGUUUGAAAGGAGGCAAGCCUAUAUACAUAGUGUUGCUACUACUUCUAUGGUAGGAUACAUAUUAGGCUUAGGUGAUCGUCAUGUUCAAAACAUAUUGAUUGAUAACAUUACUGCGGAACUCAUUCAUAUUGAUUUCGGGGUCGCAUUUGAACAAGGAACUUUAUUGUCUACACCAGAAACUGUUCCAUUUAGACUGUCAAGAGAUAUUGUUGAUGGUAUGGGCAUCUGUGGCAUAGAAGGAACUUUUCGAAAGUGCUGUGAAAAAACUAUGUCUGUUUUACGUCAAAACCAAGAUGUAAUUGUCACUGUUAUCGAAGUCUUAUUAUAUGACCCGUGUUAUCAAUGGGCAUUAACAGGAAAAAAAGCUAUUCAACUUCAAAAUCAAUCAACAAAAAAAAAUUCUAGCAUUAAUGAUAAUGCUACUGAAGUAAAUAAAUUAGCCGAAAGAUCACUGAACAGAGUACGUGUUAAAUUACGUGGAAUGGAACAAGCUGAAACCGCUGCAGCCAGUAUUAAUGGGCAGGUUAAUUUGCUAAUACAAAAAGCAAGAGACCCGAAUAACUUAGCACUGUUAUUUCAUGGAUGGCAAGCUUACUUAUAGUUUUUCAAUGCAAUUUGCAAAAUAAUACGAUUAGAAUCUACAGGACAUUUUAAGGAUCAGUGUUGAUAUUGGUAUAUAUUACAAGCAAUUCCACUAAAUCACGCAAUUCAGCACAGUAUCAAAUAUAUUAUAUUA
This is a messenger RNA of Diuraphis noxia (Russian wheat aphid), 6529 nucleotides long. RefSeq names its product Serine/threonine-protein kinase tefu (gene tefu). Gene Ontology annotation, molecular function: protein binding; protein serine/threonine kinase activity. NCBI's taxonomy places the organism in Eukaryota, Metazoa, Arthropoda, Insecta, Hemiptera, Aphididae. Gene Ontology annotation, biological process: DNA repair. The record is from RefSeq and is a predicted model, not a curated record.